AUGUCGUCUGAAACAGUUAAAGUUAUGGUGAGGGCUCGUCCCAUGAAUAAGUUAGAAAUAUCAAAAGGUUGUGCUAACAUAGUUCAAGUAGAUCCAUAGACAAAUUAAAUUAUUUUAUCCAACGGAAAAGAUGCAGAAGCAGCUAAAGUAUUCACUUAUGAUUAUGUAUUCCCACCAGAUAUUUAAUAGCAAACAGUUUAUGAAAAUUCUGCUUUUCCAUUAGUUGAAAGUGUAGUAGAGGGUUAUAAUGGGACUAUUUUCGCAUAUGGGCAAACAGGAUGUGGCAAAACUCACUCUAUGCUUGGAAAACCAAACGAUGAAGUAGAGAAGGGUAUUAUACCAAGAACGUUUUCACAUAUAAUUAACAUAGUAGAGAGUGCAAAUGACAAAAAUUUUUUAGUGAGAUGCUCCUACAUAGAAAUUUACAACGAAGAAAUACAUGAUUUGUUAGGUAAAGACGCAAAGGCACGUAUGGAUUUAAAGGAGUAUCCUGAUAAAGGUGUAUUUGUCAAAGAUUUAACAAUGAAUGUAGUUAAAACAGUAGCAGAAAUGGAAAAAUGGAUGAACAUAGGAACAGAAAAUAGAAGUGUGGGUGCAACUGCAAUGAAUAAGGAUUCAUCGCGUUCACAUUCAAUUUUUACUCUCUAUAUUGAAUGUAGUUAUAAAGUAGAGGGAGAUACAGAGGAUCAUAUUACAGCUGGAAAGCUGAAUCUUGUCGAUUUAGCAGGUUCAGAAAGAUAGAGCAAAACUUAAGCAACAGGAGAUCGUCUUAAAGAAGCCACAAAAAUUAAUCUUUCACUAUCUGCUUUAGGUAAUGUCAUAAGUGCUUUAGUUGAUGGUAAAAGCUAGCAUGUUCCAUACAGAGAUAGUAAACUCACUCGUCUAUUACAGGAUUCUUUAGGUGGUAAUACUAAAACAAUUAUGAUAGCAGCUAUAUCACCUGCAGAUUAUAAUUAUGAAGAAACAUUGAGUACUUUGAGAUAUGCCUCUCGUGCAAAGAAUAUCAAAAACUAACCAAAAGUUAACCAAGAUCCCAAGGAUGCUUUGCUUAAAGAAUAUGCUGAUGAAAUUAAGAAGCUGAAGGAGAUGCUUUUGAAAUAGUAAGCUGGAGAAUAAGUAAAUUUUAAUGCUGUUGUUAAUGGAAACGGAUAGCAAUAGCCUUAACUUGCUAUUUAGCACAGCUCAAGUCAUGUGAUGAAUUCAUCAGAAGUUAAAAAACUAAAAGAAAAAAAUGAUGCCCUUAAUGCAGAGAGACAAUAAAUAGAAGAAGAGAUGAAAAAUAAAGAAAAAUUGUUCUAAUAACAAAUGCAGGAAAAAUUAAUGAUUGAAUAAAAGCUUAAAGAAGUGGAAUAAAAGUUUAUUGUGGGUGGUACUGCAGAUUAAGAUAAAAAGAAGAAAAUCAGUUAAAUGAGAAAUAAAUUAAAGAAGUAAAUGUAAGAACAUGAAAAAAUUUAGGAGGAAUUGAAAUAGAAAGAUGAAGAAUUCGAAAAUUUAGAAAUAAAAUAUUCUUCUCUAUAGGAAGAACUUGACGCCACAAAAAAGAAGGUGAAAAAGCUGAAUCAGAAAUACAAAUAGGCUCAAAGUGAAAUAAAAGAUUUAGAAAAAGAACAUGAAAUAUAAAAAGAGGACCUUCUUGAUACGAUAAGAUAUUAGCAAAGAGAAGUAAAAAUACUUAUGUCAAUAUGUUAGAUGCUACUUACACCUGAUGAAAUAGAAAUUAUAAAAGGCUAAGGAGAAUGGUAAGAUGAUUAUUAAGUAUAUAAAUUACCUCCAUUUUACUUUAAGUAAAAAAAAUUAAAUUUCCCAAAGCUUCCAGCAGCAUAAGCUAUGGAUAUGAUAGAUCAAGAAAAACAAUCGAGGGAAAUAGAUUUUAUGAGAUAAAAUAAUAAUUUUGAUAAUAGAUAAAACAAUAACCAUUAAAAUGGAAAUUCUCACAGUCAUAGUAAUAGCAUCAAGAGAAUACCUUCCGGUACUAUGGACAACUUUGAAGAUAUGAACAAAUUUUAGUUUGGAAAUGGGCCUGCCAAAUCUAAUAACACAAGUAGAUACAAUAAUGGCUUUUAAAAUGGUAGUGAUGAAUUUGAUUUAUCCAAAUAUGAUGCUGGUGGCGGCAACAGUCUUCAUAGUAUUCAAGAGUCUCUCAAAGAAAAAAAUAACUCACCUAAUAUUAGAAUUAAAAAAGCUCAUAAAGUGUAACAAUAACCCGAGAAGCAGAGAAUUCCAAAUGUGUCUUUAGAUCCUAUUGAAUCUCAAAGAAUUUCGUAAUAAAAAUUAAUGGGCUUGUAAGAUUCACAUUUCUUAGAACCUAGCUUUUAGGGAGGAGAGUAAAGAAGAUCAAAAAAUAUUUAACUUUAACCGAUCUAAGCAAGACCUCUAAGUAAUAGUUAGACUGUGAUGAACUUAAACUAAUUAAAUAAAAAUAAUAUAAAUAUGAACAGCAUUGAUUUUGAUUAAAUAGCAAAUAAAACUCCAAAUAGAGUUAAAUUAGAUAAAAUUCAAGUUCCAAGGUGA
Molecule: messenger RNA, 2511 nt
Organism: Tetrahymena thermophila SB210
Lineage: Eukaryota; Ciliophora; Oligohymenophorea; Hymenostomatida; Tetrahymenidae
Product: kinesin motor catalytic domain protein
Exons: 7
Biological process (GO): microtubule-based movement
Molecular function (GO): microtubule binding; ATP binding; microtubule motor activity
Source: RefSeq, a predicted model, not a curated record